CCGUGCAUCCGUGUGGGAGAGAGAGAGAGAGAGAGAGAGAGAGAGAGCUAUUCCUUGUCGUCUGCUUCACUUCACUUCACUUCAUGGAAGAAGCUUUGACGAUGGCGCAAGUCUCGUUCUGUUCGCUCCACCAUCUUUCGCUUUGAGUUCUCUCUGUCGUUCACUCCCACCUCGCUCCUCAACGGCCAUGUCGUCGGCUUCACACACGGAUCUUGCCCUCCUAGCGGUCUCCGAGCCGAUAUCGACCGUCCAGGUCAUCGAAAGCAUCAUCCCUUCUCUGCUCUCCCACUUCUUCCAAGUGAAGCAGCGACACGUUCCACCCCGGAACGACGACAAGGCCCAAGACGACCGGAAAGCCGGCGACUCCUCUCACGGUCGCAUCCAGACAGCGAAGAGCUUGCCCGUCGACAUCAGCGCAACGAAGAAGAGGAAGGAGAAGGAGCUGACGAGACGCCGCAGCUGCGGAGAGGAAUCGAUCGACCAUUCUCUUCGCAGUGAUUCUAAUCACGAGCUGUGUAAUCAGAUCGAGAGGCUUUACAGAGACCUCGGUUAUAUCAAGGACGCGCUGGACAGGCAUAGGAAGGCCGAGGACAACGUCAGCCAGCUCAUCAAGGAACUCGUCAAGCAGAGCAAGGACGCGGCCUUCCUGGAUUCACCGCAAACACCUGGGGCUGCCAACGGCAAUUCCGAGAAGAUCCAAGUCCAGCUCUCUGACCUCACCGAAAUAGUCACGAAGUUGAAGCUUAAUAUUCCCCCUUCCAACAAGAUAUCGCCCACGACCUCCGAUGCCCACAGGGGCGCACAAGUGGCCGAUGAGUUUGACGACUGUAAAGAAAUGCCUUACUUUGCCGUAGAGCAGAAGUUGCGUGACAGUUCUGUUUGCAAGGACUUACGUUCCACCUACGAGCAGCUUGAUAUCCGAUCGAAGCAGUGUUUGCUGUGCUUCGCCGUAUUUCCUGAGCAUGCUGAGAUCAAGAAGAGGUUCCUGUAUUACUGGUGGGUCGGGGAAGGGUUGAUUGACCCUUCAAAUAGCAAAGACAAAUCCGUUGGUGAUAUUUUGAAGGAUCUUGUGGAUAAGGGUUUCAUUCAACCGGUGGUCAAGAAGCGCAGGAUGGUGACUACGAGUAAACGCUAUAAGAUGUUACCGCUGAUACGCUCCAUGGUGGUGAUUCUGGCCAAGGAAGCGAAGUUUUUCGACUUCGAUUCCAGGGGUUGCCCCACAGCGGACUUCUCCAAGUGUCUUAGAUCUUGUUUGGUGAGAUCGAAAGAGGCUUCCUGGCAGAAGGUGAUGGCCGAUUCGGAUAUGGAAAAGCUGCGUACUCUAUUCAAUGUCAAUGAGCCUUACCUGGAUUUCAAGGUGGACUGGUUCUCAAAUAUGAAAAAUAUAAAUUGUCUCUCCCUGGGAAGCUGGCGGGGGUCAAAGAAAGACCAUAUCGAAGUCGAGAACACUGAAUUCCUCCGGGGCAUGAAGUGCAUGAAACAUCUGAAGUUUUUUAGCCUUCAGGGUAUCUCUAGAAUCACAGAGCUACCUGGCUCGAUCGGGAAGCUUUAUAAUCUGCGGAUUUUGGAUCUCAGAGCUUGUCACAACCUCGAGUCACUUCCCGAUGAAAUAUGUUCCCUUAAGGAGCUCACAAACCUGGAUGUUUCUGGGUGCUACUUGCUUGAAUAUAUGCCCAAAGGGCUUGGUUCGCUUGUUAAGCUUGAAGUGCUGAUGGGUUUUGUGGUUAGUGAUCUCAAAAGUGGAAGCUAUUGUACUGUCAAUGACUUGGCCAAGCUCAAGAAACUCAGGAAAUUGGGCUUUCGCACAGGCAGGAAUUCUUUCCCAACAGAGAAGGAGUUGAGGACUCUUCAAGAAUUUAAUGAGCUGCGCAAAUUGACAAUUGCAUGGGGCGAGGAUUCUGUUUCGGUAAAGGUUGAAGGUGCAGAGUCGGCCGAUGAGUACCUGAUCAAAAGCAAAUGCUUCGCGGGGUUAUUUCCAUUCACGAAACGCACUGCCCAGAAACCAACAACUGACAAUCCGAAACUUCCCGAAAAUUUGGAGAAACUAGACCUGAUUUGUUACCCUUCGACCAAACCACCUACAUGGCUAAUGCCCGAGAAGCUUGAGAACCUAAAGACUCUUUAUGUCAGAGGAGGCUAUCUCUCCUCCAUUCUCCAUCCUCAUCAGUUGGGCCAGGUUGAAGAAGAUAAGAAGUGGAAAGUCAAGACUAUGCGUUUGAAGUAUUUGAACGAGUUGACAAUGGAUUGGAGGGAAAUGCGGCAAUCAUUUCCAGAUUUAGUCUGCUUGCAUAUGGUUGAUUGCCCAAGGCUCACCUUGUUCCCGUGCCACAAAAAUGGAGUGUGGCUGAAAGAGCAGUUUCUAAAAGCAAUUACAAGAGAUUAACAUCACAAGCAUGAAUACUAGUAGUCGCAAGGUCUUGGCAAGCUCAGAGUACUGCUAAUUUCACUGUAUAAAUAUAUUCUACAUAAGUGUGCGCGUGUGAGAUGGUAGAUAUAAUGAACUUGCUGCUUCUGGUGGUGAAAGCUAAGUUGGCGACAUUAUUGUUGGAAGAUGGGAAAGUGCAGAAAGUUACAAGCAUGUCUCACUAUGGCACAGAGUGAAAGAACAUUGUAGAAGGUGUGGCCCUUCUUCUUUCUUGGUACCGAUCAUCGUUCAUGAACUUCCUUUCCAUUUCAUCUUAUUGCACAGUGAAGGUGGUUGCUUGUACUAUUCAUCUCCAUAAGAUGACAAGCACACUUAAGAUGAUGAAUAUGCUGUGCUAAAUACUUGGCUUUGAAUAUAAUAUUACGUUUCAUUGAUA
Syzygium oleosum is the source of this 2801-nucleotide messenger RNA. Its product is annotated as disease resistance RPP13-like protein 4. Gene Ontology annotation, biological process: defense response to other organism. The transcript has 2 exons. The record is from RefSeq and is a predicted model, not a curated record. Lineage: Eukaryota; Viridiplantae; Streptophyta; Magnoliopsida; Myrtales; Myrtaceae. The coding region runs from base 188 to 2383 and encodes 731 amino acids.